This is a messenger RNA of Closterium sp. Yama58-4, 759 nucleotides long. The record is from the annotation of a GenBank genome assembly. Lineage: Eukaryota; Viridiplantae; Streptophyta; Zygnematophyceae; Desmidiales; Closteriaceae.
AUGGUACCCUACGGCCUGACAGACCACUGGUUUGCAGUAAGGGUGACGCUCAAGGCGGCGGCAGCAGAUGAUCAUGGGCCGGGGUUGUGGAGGCUCCAGAUGCCUCGGUCCGGGGGUGAUGGUGUCAAGAACAUCGUCUCGGCGAUGGUGUCGUCACAUGAGAGCUGUCCGGAUCAAAGCUUGGAGAGACUUGUGGUGAACCUGCGUGCAUGUAUGCGUGCUCACGUAACAGAAGAGAGAAAGAGGGUGAGAGCGACUUUGUUACACCUGGAAUGGAAGGUGGAAGAGCUGCGAUGGAAAGUGAUGGCGGACGCCUCAUCGCAGGCCCUAUACGAGGAGCUGGUCAAGGCUGAGGCAGCACUUAAACUCUAUCAGGAUGAUAGCAAGGAGCGGCUACAGGUCAUGACGGGGCUGCUGGUGGAGCUGGCCAGUGAAACGCCUUCGGGUUUCCUGUCGGGUUUGGUCAAAUCGAGAAAGGCAAAGACGGAAAUUAUGGAGCUGGUAUACAAGGGGGUACAGAUGAAAGGGGCGAAGGAAGUACUGCAGGCGGCUUCUGAACAUUUCAGGGAAGCGUACGCGGAGGCAGCGCCUGGUCGCACCGCGGAGCCAUGGCCGAUAGAUGAGGGAAGGAAGCUGCAGGAUACGGACAAGCUGCAGCUGGAUGCGGAGUGGUCGGAGCAAGAGGUGAAGGUAGCGCUCAGAGGCUUACCAGUGGGGAAGGCCCCGGGGCAGGAUGGGCUGCCGAAGGAGUUUUUUUAA